AUGGCGAAUCUCAACGAAAUCUUGGUUUUGGGAGGAACAGGGGCGCAGGGUGCUCCUGUUGUCAAAGGCGAGUCUGCAUUUUGCUCUUCAUAUCUCAGCGACUUGCACCACGCCUUUCAUGGCGUGUACGGUGCGUGGGUGAACAUCGAUGGCUUCACUCUGGGAGAAAAGGACGAGCUUUUCUAUGGACUCCGGGCCUACGAGAUUGCACGACAUGAAAAGGUCCAGCACUAUAUCUGGGCCAGCAUCGAUUAUUCGCUGAAGAAGGCCGGGUGGGACGAAGAAUAUCACUGCUGCCAUAAUGACACUAAGGGGCGAAUUGGAGAUUUCAUCCUCGCACAAGGCCAGGCAGGGAUGAAGACGUCGCUCUUCACAACUUGCCCAUACAUGGACAUGCUUUUCGAAGGCAUGUUUGUGCCAGACCAAAAGCCCGACGGCUCGUUGGUCUGGGCAAAUCCGGCAGCUGACGGGAAAAUUCCACUUAUCGCGCUGGACGAUGUCGGGCCGUUUGUCUCGUGGAUGUUUGACAAUAUCGAUCGAUCGGCAGGCAUGGAUCUCGAGGUUGCAACGGACCAAGUCAGCAUGCAGGAAAUAGCAGACGCAGCGGCUCGAGUGACGGGGAAAGACGCCAAGUUCGUGCGCAUGCCGAUGGAGGAGUAUCUCCCCAAGGCUGAGCCUUAUCCCGGCGCCCCUGCCAACUGGGGCGUCGGACCCAACGUCGCGACCGACGACGCCUUGAUGAGCUGGAAAGAAAACUUCAAAGCAUGGUGGCAGUAUUGGGGGGAAGGGUUCGGGGCGACGAGAGACAUGGCUCUCCUUGACGAGAUCAGCCCGAAUCGGAUCAAGGGGCUGGAGGCGUGGAUGAGGAUAGUCGGCUAUGAGGGCGAGAGGCGGCCAGUGUUGAAGGAUGCGCAGGAUUUGAAGCGCUCGGCGCUGGACGAUAUCGUCUUCAGCGUUCGUGAAGGGCAAGCUUGCAACUGUCAGCCUCAAGCACGCUAA
Molecule: messenger RNA, 999 nt
Organism: Cladophialophora psammophila CBS 110553
Lineage: Eukaryota; Fungi; Ascomycota; Eurotiomycetes; Chaetothyriales; Herpotrichiellaceae
Exons: 4
Coding region: 1-999 (332 amino acids)
Source: RefSeq, a predicted model, not a curated record